Parathielavia appendiculata is the source of this 2433-nucleotide messenger RNA. RefSeq names its product phosphatases II. The transcript has 2 exons. Bases 1 to 2433 code for a protein of 810 amino acids. Gene Ontology annotation, molecular function: phosphatidylinositol-3-phosphate phosphatase activity. Gene Ontology annotation, cellular component: membrane. The record is from RefSeq and is a predicted model, not a curated record. NCBI's taxonomy places the organism in Eukaryota, Fungi, Ascomycota, Sordariomycetes, Sordariales, Chaetomiaceae. Gene Ontology annotation, biological process: phosphatidylinositol dephosphorylation.
AUGUCGGCUCCGCAUAGUAAGCAUGUGUACUUCAAUGUGCAUGCCCUGCGGGGCGGGAAGCCCGAGCUCGGCGAUGUUGCCCUUAACGACUACCACCUCGUCUUCCGGUUUCCCCCCGAUUCCAAAACCUCUGCCGCAUCGGAGUUGAAGAAACAGGUCAAGCAAGUGUGGUUCGCGUUCCACGUCAUCGCUCAAUGCACCCUCCGGCCGACUCCGCCGUCAAGUGGUGUGCCGUCGUCGAUACGCAUUCGGUUUCGAGACUUCACCUAUGUCAGCUUCAACUUUCCCGACGAUAGGCAGGCCCGGGACGCCUUCGAGUUCAUCCGUGCGAGAACGUGCAGGUUGGGAAGCAUAGAGAACCUCCUGGCCUUUCACUACGCUCCUCCGCCAGGCUCCCCGGAGAAUAAGAUUGACGGCUGGGACUUGUACGAUGUGAGAGCCGAGUUCAGGCGGCAAGGUAUCAGCGAGAAGUCGGCAGACCUGGGGUGGAGGAUAUCCACCAUCAACAAGGACUACUCCUUCUCCCCGACCUACCCGGCGCUACUGGUGGUGCCGUCCAAGAUCUCGGAUAACACGCUGAAGUACGCCGCCAACUUUCGCUCCCGCGCUCGGAUACCGACGCUUAGCUACCUUCAUCCUGUCAACAAUUGCACCAUAACCCGCAGCUCGCAGCCGUUUGUGGGACUUCGAAUGAAGCGCAGCAUUCAGGAUGAGCGUCUCGUCGGAGCCUGCUUCUCCGCCUCUAUGGACUCGCUGGACAGCACUUCUCCCGCAGUCUCGGAGCAGAGCCCGUCCUCCAGCCACGUGGAUCUCAGCGCCGACAGCGUGGAUGCCGAGCUAUCGCUCUCGGAGACGGAGCGCAUGCGGAUGGAAGAUGAACUCAUCGCUGGCGCCAGCGCGCAGUACGACGAAAAGACUGGGAAGCGUCUCGUGUACGGCGCCCAGCAACACAACCUGAUUGUCGACGCGCGGCCUGCAAUCAAUUCCUAUGCCAUGCAGGCAAUAGGAAUGGGGUCGGAGAACAUGGACUAUUACAGAUUUGCCAAGAAGGUCUUCCUAAAUAUAGACAACAUUCACGUCAUGAGGGACUCACUAGACAAGGUUGUCAACGCCAUCAAGGACGCCGACAUUUCUCCCUUCCCGCCCAACCGAGAGCUCCUGGCCAAGAGCAAGUGGCUAAAGCAUAUUGGCGGCAUCUUGGACGGUUCGGCUAUUAUUGCGCGGCAGGUUGGUAUCCAACAUUCUCACGUGCUGAUUCACUGUUCCGAUGGCUGGGACCGGACGAGCCAGCUCAGUGCAUUGGCUCAACUGAUGCUGGACCCUUACUACCGAACCAUUGACGGCUUCAUUGUGCUGGUGGAGAAGGACUGGCUCUCUUUCGGACACAUGUUCCAGCUGCGAUCGGGCCAUAUGGGCCAUGAGAGUUGGUUUACGGUGGAUAACGACGCGCUGGCCGGGUCGACAAUUCGGCCCGGCGACAGCGAGGGUCGAGGAGACGCAAUUGAGAACGCUUUCGCGAGCGCAAAACGAUUUUGGAACAAAAGCAUGGGCGGUGAGAAAGAUGCAUCCACCUCGGAUGCCGAAGACCCCUCGGUGGACGAGGCAAAACAAGCCACUGCGCCCGUCACCGAGGAUCAGGCGACCAGGCCCAAAGACGUCUCCCCGGUCUUCCACCAGUUCCUCGAUGCGACGUACCAGCUUCUCCGGCAACACCCAACACGCUUUGAGUUCAACGAACGGUUUCUCCGGCGUUUGCUCUAUCACGUGUACUCGUGCCAAUACGGCACUUUCCUAUUCAACAACGAGCGGCAGCGACACGAGGCGAAAUUGCGAGAGCGCACGCGCAGCGUGUGGGCCUACUUUUUGAGUCGUCGACAGGAGUUCGCCAACGACCAGUAUGACCCGACCAUCGACGACCACACAAAGGGGAGAGAACGGCUCAUUUUUCCGCGGUUGGGUGAGGUGCGGUGGUGGCAUCAGGUCUUCAACCGCACCGACGAUGAGAUGAACGGGGAUAUCAACGCCUCUAUUGCUACGGCGGAGCGUGUCGCGGCAUAUUCGUCACUGCUACCUGAGGUUGCUACUGGUGGCAGUGGUGGUGGUGGUUCACCGGCAGAAGCGACUGCCCCAAGCUCGGGGAGCCCAUCCCGAAGCCCGCAGCCUCCGGCCUUGACGGCGAGCCAGUCGGUCCUCACGGGUGUCGAAACUGCUCAUGAGACUCUUACACAGGAUAAUACCAGAGCGACAGCGUCGCUCAAUCGAAGCGCCAGCUCUGGCGGCAUGCCCGGUGCCCUCGGCGCGUUACAGGAUAGGCUAUCCGGUCUGGCCAUCGGGAAGGGGGUUUUUGGCGGCGAUGGAAACCCGAGUACACGUAGAAAGGACGGCGGAGAACAGGAGAUGAAGAGCAUGGAUGAGCUAGACCCGGCUGUAUGA